UGAGAAACUUGAGACAGAUAUCGGUAGAACAGGAAAAAUGUAGGUUUUCUUUGUCAAUUCGUGUUUAGGAAAUUUUUCAGUGUUUAAUGUUCGGUGUUAUAAACGAUGAUGAGAAGUGAGAGACUUGCGACGCAAAGUUGAGAAAAAGUUUGAUUCAGAGUUCGACGGGAUUUUAAGACUGUUGCUUCCAGAAGGUCGUUCGAUGGACCGUUAUUAACCAUGUCAAAGAGAUGAAACAGGGCAGGUGAGGCGAUAUGGACAACUCCACGGAGCCUUCCUCCCUCAUUACCACCGAAACAAACAGGACCACGCCGGUUUUUACCAUCGGACCCGAAUUCAUCGCACAAUGGAAACUUCAGAAACAACGAGAGAAAAUCUGCAAAACUGUCUACAGUGGAAUUCUUUCGUUCGGAGAAUGCACGCAAGCACUCAAUUCCACCACAGUUUUCAAAACGUGGGAUCCGCUCAACAUCCUGGGAAACGACUCCAACAUCGACUUUCUAGAAGCUAAUACAACUAAGAACGGAUCUGCCGAUUUUUCUCCCAGUGUAACACCUCACUUGCCGCCGUUUGAACUCUGGCAAACCAUCUUGAUUGCGAUCUGUUUAGGACUGUGCAUUAUUUUGACUGUUGCCGGAAAUAUACUCGUCCUGCUGGCAUUCAUCGUCGACAGGAAUAUUAGACAACCCAGCAACUAUUUCAUCGCCUCUCUAGCUGCCACUGAUAUGCUCAUAGGUACCGUUUCCAUGCCAUUUUACACCGUUUACGUCCUGAUGGGUUCCUGGGACUUGGGACCCCUUCUCUGCGACUUGUGGCUUUCGGUUGAUUACACAGUUUGUUUGGUUUCCCAGUACACAGUACUUCUCAUAACAAUCGACCGUUUUUGUUCUGUGAAAAUUGCAGCAAAAUACCGAAGUUGGCGAACAAAACCACGAGUAGUUUGGAUGGUUACCAUUACGUGGAUAAUUCCAGCACUUUUAUUUUUUAUUAGUAUAUUUGGAUGGGAGCAUUUUAUCGGUUAUAGGGAUUUAGAACCGGGCCAAUGUGCCGUACAAUUCCUCAAAGACCCCAUUUUUAACACUGCUCUUAUCAUAGGAUAUUACUGGACGACUUUGAUUGUUCUUUUUAUAUUGUAUGGAGGGAUUUACAAAACUGCCUACGAUAUGCAGAAGAAAAGUGAAGCCAAACAGAGGAAGAUGCAAUCUAUGGUAGCGCUAAGUGCAGGAGCGAUGUCAGGAAUGGCAGGAAGAGCAGCAGGAAUUGGUCUGUCAAAAACUCAAAGUACUUUGUUAAGUCAGGAUAAGCCACAGACAAUCGCAGCAGUUUCUGUAAAUAACCCAUCGGGAAUGACAGGAAAUAAUUUGACUCUGAAAGAGGAUUCUAGUCAGAAAACUAGUUCUAGUAAAAGUAACACGACUGUGACAACAACUACUACGACAGCCGACACAAACAAUGUGGAAAGAAAAAAUUUGUGUCUUCCUACAGGUCAAAACUCCGGUGACCAAGACAAGUCUGAAAGAUCAAGCAGCCCGGCAUUCGAAUCGGACGAGGACAGUUCAGCCCAACACCAAACCAAAAAACGCUCUUCCAUAGUAGGAAUAGUGGUACAGAGUAGCGCCCCCCUCCACAUGUUUGAAAACAACAAUCGCGUGAACGGCGGCAUCCCUUCCAGCCAAUCGGAGAAGCGUUCCCCCACUCUGCCUCAAAUCACCGAGCAGAACCCGGCCAACCUGGAAAAGCCGGUAGGUUGCUCCGCCCCUCUUCAGCCCUCCCCUUCGCCAAAAUCAACUCACAGCAUCAUUCCGCCCCCCGAGCAGUUCCAGAGUAGCCCCCCCGGACGCCCCCGCAACUUGCAUGUGACCCCUUACGAUGCUCUUGUCGGCCUAGACGGCGCCGACUUGCGUUACAUGGACGAGAGUUCGGUUGUUGUCCCCUCCCCUUCGUGCGAAAGCCCCCCCUCGACGCCCCCUCCCACUAACGCGUCUUUGCUCCAGACGACUCUGAUCCGCACAACUAGGAAAGUCAACACGGAGGUGACUCUGAGUUCUGAUCGGCCUAUCACGAGUGUUUGCGAGCUGUCGGUUGAUGGCGCGAGGGAUUCCGACCCAAGCACCCCCUGUGGCCUCUCCGCCAUCAGCCAGACAGGUAAUGCGGCCGCUAUUAUGGCGGCGACGACUAUUGUAGAGGUCAACAGAAAUAAAACUUUUACUAAAACAGACACGGACGAUAACGGCGCCGCCAAAAGGGAUUUCGUCAAAAACAUCGGCAAGAAGUUAAAGGGGAAGAAAAAGAAAGCGGUGGUACCGUUCGGGGGGUUCGGGAGGCAGAAGUCCAAGUCGGAAAACAGGGCCAGAAAAGCCCUCAGAACCAUUUCCUUCAUUUUGGGAGCUUUCGUCAUCUGUUGGACUCCAUACCAUAUUUUUGCUCUCGUCGUGGGCUUCUGUUCGGAUCCACCAUGCGUUAAUGGACACGUCUACAUGUUCUCCUACUUCCUUUGCUACGCCAACAGCCCCCUUAAUCCUUUCUGUUAUGCUCUUGCUAACCAACAAUUCAAAAAGACUUUUACUAGAAUUUUAAAAGGUGAUCUACACUUGACGUAAACGGCGAUAAUUUCGUAGUACCACCUCCUGAUUACACACUCAAAGUAACCAGGAAAUACAUAUUAUGUUUUAAACAUUAUUUAUUGCACUUAAUACUCGUGCAUAGCAUUCGUUCAGGUCAAUAAUUACCAAAAGACAAUAAUAUAUUUAUAGGAAUCCUAAAUUAGCUCAUUAGAGGUACCACGCUGGUUUUACGCGGGACCCAAGCUUCACUAAAUUAUUUUAAUAUUUUGUAAAUACACGCCUUUAGCUACAAAAUGUACUUUAGUACGCAAAUACAUGUAAUAAUUAAUUGACAGUUCGGAAAAAGUGGUACUGUAUAUAUCUGUAAAGUUAAAUGUAUAAAAAACCCGAAUAAUUUAUAAGUACGUAAUGACAGUUUGCUGUACUGAGCCCUACCAGCUAACUCUCACUACGUUUUAAAUCCUUCGAAAACGUGUUCUAGGUGAAACAACAAACUUUUCAAAAAAUGAGAGUAUUUUUUUGAUAAUUGAAUAGAUUAGUACCUACUAGGACUAGGAAUUUGGUUUAUAGCAAAAGAUACUAUUAUUUUUGGAAAGUUGAAACACGUUAGUGCUGUUCUACAAUAAGUGCAUCGUCACACCUCCACCUUAAUACAUGGUAAUUGGAGUAGAGCUGUUAGAAAAAGAAUCAGCUAUUGUCGAUAUUCAUCAAAGCAUAGAUUUGAUCAAAGUGGUUGCCGACUCUUCAUUGCUGAGCUCAAGCACCACCAGUCGAUCAAGCCUUGGAAAUGAGUCGCCUGUAUGUUAUUGAUUUAUUAAUACUCAUAUCGUUAUAAUGACAAUAAAUAACUGGUUUGUUAAAGUAUUUCGGAAAAAUUGACUACAGUUGGAAACUUUCAUUAUCGAUACUGUGAUACGAUAAUGUCAUUGUUAAGAAUAUCGAUAAUAUUCGAUGACUUUCUCUCGUUUUUCAGCCCUAGCUCGCUUUAAACGCGGUUUAAUUUAAAUUAUCACUACGUCCCUGUGAUAAAUAAACUUUCACAUAUCCGAUAAAAAAUUAAAUCAAAAAACCUACUUGUAAAUUUGUACCUAUCAUAAAAACGCAAUCAAACAACAAACUUGUUUUUAUAGGAAAUGAGUGUUGUUGGAAAUUAAAGUAAUGAGAAAUUGCUUAAUUUUUGUGAUCAUUAUUUCAUCAAACAAUAAAUUUGAGUCACUUUCCGCUUGUAGGAAAUAAUUAAAUAUUAGACGUUGGUA
Molecule: messenger RNA, 3820 nt
Organism: Tribolium madens (black flour beetle)
Lineage: Eukaryota; Metazoa; Arthropoda; Insecta; Coleoptera; Tenebrionidae
Gene: mAChR-B
Product: muscarinic acetylcholine receptor gar-2
Exons: 4
Coding region: 255-2600 (781 amino acids)
Biological process (GO): adenylate cyclase-inhibiting G protein-coupled acetylcholine receptor signaling pathway; chemical synaptic transmission; G protein-coupled receptor signaling pathway, coupled to cyclic nucleotide second messenger
Cellular component (GO): synapse; dendrite; plasma membrane
Molecular function (GO): G protein-coupled serotonin receptor activity; G protein-coupled acetylcholine receptor activity
Source: RefSeq, a predicted model, not a curated record